Messenger RNA from Amphimedon queenslandica, 1287 nucleotides. RefSeq names its product dual specificity protein phosphatase 6-like. NCBI's taxonomy places the organism in Eukaryota, Metazoa, Porifera, Demospongiae, Haplosclerida, Niphatidae. Bases 74 to 1204 code for a protein of 376 amino acids. The record is from RefSeq and is a predicted model, not a curated record. Gene Ontology annotation, biological process: negative regulation of MAPK cascade; peptidyl-tyrosine dephosphorylation. The transcript has a single exon. Gene Ontology annotation, cellular component: cytoplasm. Gene Ontology annotation, molecular function: MAP kinase tyrosine/serine/threonine phosphatase activity; protein tyrosine/threonine phosphatase activity; MAP kinase tyrosine phosphatase activity.
ACAAGUGAAGGCAAGACUCAAGAAACACCUCUCGAUUUACAAGAAAGAGAACAAGCUCAACUUACAACUAGAAAUGAAGACAGUCUGUGUUAGCUGGUUAGCCGAACAGCUCCGACACCAUUCAGACUCAGUCCUACUCCUGGACACACGCUGCAGCGAGGAGUACAAAGAUGGUUGCAUCGUCUCCGCUGUCAACGUCUACUGCUGCAGUCCACUCAUACUACGCCGUUUAAAGAAAGGGAACGUCAGUGUGGAGUCUCUCCUAUUGUGCGAAGAGGACAAAGAGAAGUACAGCAAGGCUAGGGAGAGCGAGGAGAUCAGUGUAGUGGUCUAUGACGAAGCUGGCAGUAGUAGUGGGGAGUCUGACUCGCUCACGUCUUCACUCCUCAAGAAACUGACCCGUGAAGCAAAGAACGUCAGCUUUCUCAGUGGUGGAUACACUGGCUUUAAAAACAGUUACUCUAGUAUGUGUACAGACUCUAAAGCUUCACUACUCAAGCAAGCUCGCCGCCCUAGUUCACUAGUACUACAACUACAGAACCUCAGCACUGUCUCUGACGACUCCUCUUCUGACUCUUCUAGCAGCGAUGAGUCUCCUUCCCCAGUACAAGAGAGAAGAAAGAUACCAUUUAUGAUCCUCUCUCAUCUUUAUCUCGGCUGUAGGGAAGCCGCCUCUGAUAUCGAGGCUUUGAGAGAGUCCGGGAUAUCAAGGGUCCUUAAUGUCACCUCCGAAGACAGUAAAUAUAGAUCUAUGGACUCCUUUACCUACUAUCAAAUACCAGUAGAAGAUGUCCACGAGGUUGAUAUGCUCCAGCACUUACCUGAAGCAUUUACCUUCAUAGAGGAAGCUCGUCUAUCAGGAGAGAAAGUGAUCGUACACUGUCAUGCAGGAAUGUCUAGAUCAGUUACAGUUGUCCUUAGCUACCUCAUGAAAUACUAUGGAUACACAUUCAACAGUGCCUACGAUUACGUUAAACAAAAGAAAUCCAAUAUCUCACCCAACUUUAGCUUUAUUCAGCAGUUGGUCCAGUUCGAGUCCAGCCUUCGUUCCUCUCCGGCUGACUCAGGGAUCGACUCACAAACCACCAGCCCGGUCGAGGCUAGCAGUAACAGUAAUUACUCACUUGAUGUUUUCAACUCUUCUUCAACCACCUCACUCACUCAAUCUCCCUCUAACUUUAGACGCUGUAUAUUGGCAGCGUAAUUCCCCUCUCUCUUUCUCUCUUUGUGUCUCUUACUUGGCAGUUCCCUCUCUUAUCCUUGUAUUAUAUUUAUUAUUAUCGAUGA